AUGGAGAUUCUCUCAUGGCUUGAGUCUCAGAAAGUUCAUCAUGGACGACGACAUGGCUCUAAUUCUGAAUCUGAUCGCUUUGUCAUAGAAGUAGAGGAAAUCAAGUCUCUCAUAAAAGAGGUGGUGGAUCUUUAUGACAAGGGGGGAUCAUCUUCUGAUGAAGUUCAUCUCCUCCGCAGUUUUUCCUUCAAGGAGCCAUGGAUCUCUGGCAUUUUUUCCGAUAAGGUGCCAUGGAUUGCUCCUCUCUUCUAUUGUAGAUUCAACGACAUGGUCAACCUAGCUCAGAAAAUUCGUCAUGACAUCACAAAUCUUCAUGAAAAGAUCAACCCAAUUAUGAUACAAGUAAUCAAUAUUUUUGACAAGGGGUCGAGUGUCACAUGGCCUCAGUCUCACAUGCCGGAUCGAUUUCUUCUCCUCGUCAAUAAGUUCCUACAGAUGAUCAAUCUGGCUAAGGUAAUUCAUUAUAAAUUUGGCAAUGCAAAGGAAAUAGAGGCGCUUAGGUGCCGAUUAAUUGAAAUUAUGUCGCCAACACUUGCCUAUGUGAAUAUGCAUCGAGAUUUAGGCGAUUUGACGGAAGACAUCAAGUCCAUCAAGAGAGAGGUGGAGGAGAUUUAUGAGAAGAGUAAGGUGCAUGGCAUUGGAGAAGGAAUCCAGCAAAUCACAAGUUCUUCCCACGGAGUUUCAGCAAACCCCAUAGCAGUGGAAGAAGCUGUACUUGGUUUUGACGAGGACAUAAGGACAUUAAUGGAACUGCUUGCCGGAGACCAUGAAAAGGAUCUUAAAUACAUCCCCAUUGUUGGAAUGCCUGGACUAGGUAAGACAACUCUGGCAAGAAAAGUGUAUAAUAAUCCUUUCAUCGUGUAUUACUUUCAUAUUCGUGCAUGGACCUAUGUCUCUCAAGUAUACCAGAAGAGAGAUAUAUUGCUUAGCAUUAUAAAUUCUGCAUGCAUUCAUGUUUUUGGUAAUAUUCGCAACAUGAGUGAUGAAGAGUUAGGUGAGCACUUUUACAAAGCUUUGGAAGGUAAGCGAUAUCUUGUUGUCAUUGAUGAUUUAUGGAGUAUCGAAGCUUGGGAUGUUUUGAAAAGGUAUUUUCCAAAUGACCGCAAUGGAAGCAGAAUUGUGUUCACCACUCGACUUGUAAAUGUUGCAAUGGCUUUGCAGGCUAAACCUCACCAUUUGAGUUUUCUAAAUGAAGAUGAAAGUUGGAAUCUAUUACGUUUUAAGGUAUUCCGAAAAGAGAGUUGUCCUAUAGAUUUGAUAGAAAUUGGAAAGGAAAUUGCAAAAAAGUGUGGAGGAUUGCCACUUGCAAUUGUUGUAAUAUCAGGGCUUCUCGCAAAGAAAGACAAGACAGAAGAGUGGUGGAAGCAUGUCAGUGGAAGUGUUGGUUCCUAUAUUAUUAGUGAUUCAGAACAAUACCUGGAUACACUAGCACUGAGUUACAACCACUUGCCUCAGCACUUGAAACCAUGUUUCCUCUAUUUUGGAGCAUUUCCAGAAGACUAUGAAAUCCCUGUGAGGCAAUUGAUCUCUUUAGGGGUCGCUGAGGGAUUUAUACGGCAAAAUGAGCAAAAAAGCUUGGAGGAAGUGGCAGGGGAUUACUUGAUGGAUCUAAUUGACAGAAGUCUAACAAUUGUUUCAAAGAAAAGGUCCGACGGUGGAAUCAAAGCAUGUCGUGUCCAUGACCUUUUGCGUGAGUUAUGCUUGAGAAAGGCACGUGAGGACAAUUUUCUGACUUCCUGGCAUGAACAGAGUUCUGCAUACAGGCAAUGUCGAUUGUUCAUCCAUGAUAACCUUGUUGAUAAUGCUUCUUUCAAGCCUUAUGAGGCAUGCACCCGAUCUUUCUUGUCCUUUGGUCGUUCGCCUUUUGAUUUACCUAUGAUUAAGGAUGCAUCAUUCAUCUAUCAAGCCUUCAUGCUUCUUCGGGUGUUGAAUUUAUUAUCCAUUAAGAUCUUCUCUGUUCCAGAGACAUUAGAAAAGUUAGUUCACUUAAGGUAUUUAGCAUUUCAUGUUGAGGGAGAGCGUGUCAGGCUAGAGAUAUCCAACCUCUGGAACCUCCAAACUAUUAUUAUUAAUGGAUCGAAAGGUUCAUUAUACUUAAAUGGUAUCCAGAAGACGGUGAAUUUGAGGCAUGUGUAUAGUACGCAUCCUAUAAAUAUCCAUGGUGACUCUACCUCUCUAUUCAUGAACCUACAAACCACAAGCGAACUCCAUAGUGGCUCUCCCUCGGUAUUAGAGAACCUACAAACCAUAGGCAAACUCCGUGGUGGACAUGAUUUGGAAUGGGUUCCCAAUCUUAAAAAAUUAAAAUGUCAACAAGACAGGUUUCCAAAAGUGGACUUUUUAGUUCACCUUGAAACACUAAGCUUAAUUUACAAUGGAUACAGAAGGUGUUCCCAUGUUGAUAGGUUCCCCCCAAAACUCAAAAGCCUUACUUUAUCACACUUCCGUCUACCAUGGGAUCAAAUGUCAAUCUUAGGGAGUUUACCCAACCUUGAGGUUCUCAAAUUGUCAUACAAGGCAUUCGAGGGACCAAGUUGGAGCACAAGUGAUGGGGAGUUUCGCAAACUCCAAUUCUUGAAACUCCAUGGCCUAGACAUUAGGCAAUGGAACACCUCCAGCAGUCACUUUCCUAGCCUUCAAACAUUUCUGUUGGACGACUGUGAACUACUUGAGGAGAUCCCAUCAAGUCUAUAG
This is a messenger RNA of Cornus florida, 2694 nucleotides long. RefSeq names its product putative disease resistance RPP13-like protein 3. The record is from RefSeq and is a predicted model, not a curated record. Bases 1 to 2694 code for a protein of 897 amino acids. Lineage: Eukaryota; Viridiplantae; Streptophyta; Magnoliopsida; Cornales; Cornaceae. Gene Ontology annotation, biological process: defense response to other organism. The transcript has a single exon. Gene Ontology annotation, molecular function: ADP binding.